Messenger RNA from Seminavis robusta, 1643 nucleotides. NCBI's taxonomy places the organism in Eukaryota, Bacillariophyta, Bacillariophyceae, Naviculales, Naviculaceae. The record is from the annotation of a GenBank genome assembly.
UCUACUGUACCGGUAGCAUCGGGUUGGGGACAACCCCUUCACUGUGGAUGGAGUGGUUGCCGCAACACUCCCACGGCAUGCCAGCGCGUUUAUUAAUGAACUUUCACGAAUGACUUCCGUAACCUCCACCUUAAAAAGAGAAGCCUCUUUGCAGAAUUCAACGGCUUUUGGUGAUCUCUCGACAGCAGCAGAACCAGCGAUCUCGGGGAAGCAGGAUCCAUUGUUGUUGAUCAGGAAAUGGUGACAAUUGGAACCUAAUUCGAACGGUAGCGGUACGGUAGAAACAUGGAAGGCGACGGCGCGACGGCGGAAGGCGGGGGUAGCGACAAGCGAUUGUUCGUGGGAAACAUUGCUUGGGAGGUUACCUCGCAAGAUCUCAAAGAGCUCAUGAUGACGACUGGAUUCGAGGUGACAAAGGCGGAUGUCAUGACGACCUAUGGAGGAAGGUCGAAAGGAUACGGUAUUGUGGAAUUUGCCACGGCCGAAGGAGCCGCAAAAGCCAAGUCGACUCUGAACGACUCGGAUUUGAACGGCAGGCCCAUCUUCAUUCGAGAAGAUCGUGGAGUGAGCACCAAGCCCCGUGAAGGAGGCGGCGGCGGCCGUGGAGGAGGUCGCGGCGGUGGUCGUGGUUGGUCUGGAGGAAGAGGACGCGGUCGUGACGGAGAUCGCGGCGGAGGAGACCCUGCUAUUACCAGUGGAGUCCAGUUGUUCGUGGGCAACAUGUCCUUUGAGACCACGGAGCAGGAGCUUCGCGACCAUUUUGGUCAGUGCGGAACCAUUGAAAAGGCGAACAUUGUGACGAAUGCCAACGGCCGCUCUAGGGGCUUUGGUAUUGUUCGUUUCGCGGAGGAGAGCCAGGCUGCGGACGCCAUUAGCAAACUCAACGAGGGCGAAUUGAAGGGACGAAACUUGCAGGUCCGUUAUGACAGCAGGGCGCCUCGUUAGGCAUUCCCCAUAUCUGUAUGGUUUAUGUAUUUUAUGUAGUUGUUGUAACCACUGUGAAAGAAGAAGAGUAAUGAUGCUGUACCCAUUAAGCAUGUACUUAAUCUAUACUUACUAGUAGCACCAUGAUAAUAUCAAAUAAUCUACGCCAUACCCAUCUUCCUUUCUGAUUUUCAUAAACAAAAUAUGCAUGUUGCUUUAAAAGGAUUGAAUAUUAUGAGACUUGCUUCAAGCCUUGGCGCAUUCCGCACCGCACAUUAGCAAAUCCACACCAUUCUUCGAACAUACAUGUGCGUAGCUGUUGCUAGAUAGUUUUCAUUUUCUGUUGGUGCUCUGGCGUAGAACAUGGGUUGUGUUGCACCGAACUAAUAAUAAAUGGAUUAAAAAGAUAGCUCUUGCAGUUGCAAAUGAUGUUACAUGAUUGAUCUCGGUUCGAGACGUUUUGGACCAGCGCCAUGAUGUCGGGGCAAUCAUGCCAAAAUUUGCUUUUCCGUUCGGGAUGCCAUGCCCAGUGUACUAUUGCAGUUGGAAGUUGUCCACUAAAAUGACAAUUGCACCGCUAUUCCAAGCCGGGCAUACGAAGGUGGUCGAGAGGAUGAACGAAAGCUUUUUGGUUGGUGACCCUACCCUGCAAAGGACGUUCCGAGAAUUAGCAAUUUGAAUCUAUAGUAGUUACGUAGCUAGCUUAUUACGUUCCGUAC